Molecule: messenger RNA, 6583 nt
Organism: Sander lucioperca (pikeperch)
Lineage: Eukaryota; Metazoa; Chordata; Actinopteri; Perciformes; Percidae
Product: xin actin-binding repeat-containing protein 1-like
Exons: 8
Coding region: 223-5934 (1903 amino acids)
Biological process (GO): actin filament organization; actin cytoskeleton organization
Cellular component (GO): stress fiber; focal adhesion
Molecular function (GO): actin filament binding
Source: RefSeq, a predicted model, not a curated record
UGGGGAUUUAUAUCCUGCUACUCUAGACAUUUUUUCAGGUCAUUUAACACAGUCUUGGUAAUGAGGAAGAAAAAGGACUUUGCUCACAAACGCUUCACACCGUGUGCAAGUCUUGUGAUACUGCGGAAAUGUCUCUGAUUGUCACAGGGAACAGACACUGACUGACAUCUGUAAGGUGAUAAAGCUAUUUGAAAACUUUGUGCUGCUGUGACGUGAUUGGUCAUGGAGUGGAAGAGUAACCUGAGACGCACCCAGUCACUGAGGAGCAUCCCCUCGCCGCGUGACAAGCCCACCUGGACACAGGCAGGGCUGCGGGACAAGGCAACAUCUGUAUCUCAGCUAGUUGCCAGGUAUCAAACCACAGUGGAAGUAAGCGCAGCUAUUCAAGAAACCUCGCUCAAUAAUGGUGAAGCAAAGCCAAAGCAGGUGUUCAAAGAGAUAACACCAUCUCUUCUGGAGAGUAAAGAGAGUCAUCUGGAGUCUCUGAUGAGGAGAAAUGAGGCGAGGGAACAGUCUCAAGACAAAACCAAUUUAACCCGCAGUAAGUCCAUGGGGAGCCUUCAAAGCAGCGCUGGGUCCACUGGGGCCCUGAAGGCUCUGUUUGAGUCGAAGGCAGCCACACCAAACAAGAUGAAGAGCAGUUUCAGAUCUGUAAGUUUCACGACACCUUACAAGGCAGCGGGCAUCAUGCCAGUGGUGAAUGGAGAGGUUGAAGAGGUAAAGAGCUCUGCAGUGCAACCGAAGAGCCAAAUUCCUGCUGAUGGUCCAGUCAGUGAUGCUAAAAUUGAUGCAAAAGAUCCUGUGAUUCGAAAGGUGGGGCAUCAGACCCUGAUGGAGAGGAGAAAAACAAUAGGGGGUAUUGAUUUUGAAACAAUUGCCUCCUCUCAAGCUGAUGAAAAGAGGAGAUCAAUUGCAGAUUUCAGAGAUAGCUCCUUCAUCCAAACCAAGGAGAAACUGUGUGUCUCGGUCAAAGCUAUGUCCGCUCUCUAUCUGUCCAAGGUGGUACCUCAGGAUUCAACACACAGCUUUUUAAAACCGGCACAAGGUCAGUUAUCUGAAUCUGGGAAAAGAGUCAAACCAGCCAAGAUGGCCGAAGACUACCAAAGAGGGAAAGAUGACCUCUCUCCACCGUCUUCAGCCAGACAUCAGCCAGCACCAGAAGACAUCUCUGGGGCACAUUUCCCACAGUUCAUGCCUUCCCAACUUUCGAAAGAAAAGCUAUACCAACAGCGGCAGAAAUGUGAGCUGAGAAGGCUCCUGAAGCACACUCACCCAGAGCUGAAGAUGUUAGAUGAAGUUGUGGAUGAAGAGCUUGCUGAGGUUUUGCGCUCAGAGCCUGGGCUGACAGCUGGUGAAACUGGAUACGAGGGAGAGGUCCUUUCAAGACGCUUGAUAUUUGAGAACUGUGCCCUGAGUAACAAAGUAUCUCCUUACACCUCUAAGAUGCACAAGGCAGAGGGAAUGGUGGAAAGAGACGAUGUCAGUAAAACAUUAGCUGUGUUUAAGGAACAUGAAGAGAGUCCUUGUAAUGAAAGUGAUAAAGAGAUCGUGGAGGAUGAGAAAACGCUUGGGUCUAGUUCAGAUCCUAAUAGAGAGUGUGAGGAAGAGAUGAUAAGAAUAGAUGUUAAGGCUACUAGAAGGUUAUUUGAGAGUAAAUCUGUUAACACAUCCAAACCUAAUCCAGAUAGGUUUGAGGCAAAAGUUUCUCUUUCUGGCGAUGAGACAGAGGCAGUCCAAAAACAAAAACAGGAUUUUGAAAUGUGUACCAAAGAGAAUCUGCAUAGCGAAAACAAAAGCAAUGUAUGUUCCACAAGUGUUGGCGUGACAGAUCAGGCCAAUAAACAAAGCCCAUGUGUUCAGAUCAUUGGUCAAAGCACUGACUAUGAGUUUUCUGGUAGGGAAGAAGUUUCUACAGGUGAAACAGUCUUUGAGGGUGAGCCUACAAGCCUUUCUGAUCCAGAAGAAUUUAGGAAAAUAAUCAAAACGAGUGCAGCUCUUUUCCAAAACAACCCAUUUAUCCCAACAAACAUAGAAAGAGAGAAAUCCUUUGUGCAUACAUCAAAAUCCCAAAGCCCAGCAGAAAACACUGGGGCAAUUCAGGACUAUCUGAUAGAUAAUGUCAAGAACAGAGCCCACUUGUUUGAAUCAAUGCCAUUUGACAAAAUUAGGCAUCAGGACAAGGACGAAAUUGAGGCGAUGGUGGAGAACAUCAAGGAAACACUGAAUUCUCUUUAUCAUGUCAAUGCCAUAAAUUCAGAUGGCUCAAUCAUUGAGGUGAAUGAGACAAUGAUAGCCAAAAAGGCCAAAUUCACACUAUCAGAGAGUGGGCCUAAAAUAAAAUAUGACGAGGUGGCUGAAGGUGGUGCACAAAACUUCCUUCUCCAGUUGCUACCACGAGCAAACCUAAAGCCUCAGAUCACUUACCUAAAGGAGGGUAGUAAAGGAAGCAUGGCAGCCACAGUGGUGAAUGUACCUGUGCACCAGCAUCACUUCACUACCAACCAAGAUACAGAAUUUAAAACUGCCAAUGUGGUUCAGCUUGUUGAGGAUAUUCUCAAUCAGGAUAACUCUCUGCGGAAGGGAGUGAUUAUCCAGGAGGAUGCAGACAGAUGUACUGAAGUCGUUGUUUACUCCCUCCACAGUUAUUUUGAUGAGUUUGAUGUAAAAAGUUAUUGUCCUCCGCAAGGUGCAGAGUAUGAUGAACCAGAGCCAGAAAGAGGUGAUGUGAGUAAAGCAGACUAUCAAGAACUAAGAAAAGGCAUUAUUGAAUCAACCAUAAGCUGCCUUCUAGAAACUCCCAAAGAUCAAACUUGCCAAGGAUCCAUAAGGCCUGAUGAUAUGCCCACAGUUAAAGGAAAUGUAAAAUUGUUUAAGAGUUGUAUUGAAAAAGGAGAUUUAGAGUAUUUGAAAACUCUUCAGGCUGAACCAACAGUGCAAGAACAAGAACUCACUCCUAACCAAAACGUGGCUGGACAAGGCCUUGAACUUCAUCAUGAACAGAGAGGUGAUCAAGUUGAGGAGAGUAAUUCAGAAUGGGUCCCAGUGGAUGUAAAGAGACUAAAAAAAAUGUUCUCUGGAGAUCAAAGACCAACCCAACUAAAGCAAAAUGUAUGUGAAAAUCUUGCUCAAUCUACCACCAUUUCUUGUGCAUUCACAGCUCAUAAUGUGUCACUUGGAAAGAGCCAGUCCUCUACAGAAUGCAUUCAUGUGCAAGUAAAUAAUAGCUGUACAACACAAGAAUUAAGUAACUCUAUACUUGCACCACAGGGAUCAUACCCACAUCUUGAGACACAGGACGAUGACAGGGUCCACCAGGCUGAAUUAGUCGAGGUGGUAGAUGACAAUGACGAGAUCUCUAACCUCCAAACUGCAAUACAUAGUCUCCAACGGACCACAAUCGAGGCCAAAUCUUUGCAUCACUCAUCACAAGAAAAACACAAAAUUCUUGUUCAAGAACCUGUUGUCUCAGUUACCUCAGGUGAUGUUAAACACUUAAGAACAGAAGCAGAAUUACCUCAAGAAAAUGAGGACCAGAAAAGGGACACAUGCACUGAGACAACAUGGGAUGAACUCCCAUCAACCUCAAACAUCACCUCAGAACAUAAAUCAUACUGCCAACACGAGGAUACAGAGACAUGCUGUGAAGACACUAAUUCUGAAGAAGUACAAACUAUUGAGACAUGCAGCAAAAUGGGUCAACAAGGCCCAGAGUUGGUGGAUGAGGAAGUUGUCUUUCAGGGUAAACUUCAAGCAGCUUUGGAUUCCCUGGAGAGAUCCAAUAUCAAUGUCAGUAGAGGAGAUUUCAGAGCAGCUAUGAUAUACAGAAGCGUGUCCAAACCUCACAAAGAAAGACCACAAAAUGUGGAUGCGAUAUCUGUGCAAAAGACGACUAAGGAGGAGUUUUGUCACGUGACUGAACCUAAAUCAACUCAAGCACCACUGAGACAUGAUGUCUCCAAAGAACAAGUGACUGCAGCAAAUGCGGAUCGCCCAAGGCAAAGUGAAACUCUAAAUAAACCAGCUACAAGCGCUGUCUCAGAGAAAAGCAGAAGGUCUGUUGGUCAAAAACCAGCCAUCCCACCUAAACCUGAGCAUUUAAAAGUGAAACAAAGAGACAUUCAAUCAAUCAACACAAAGAAUAUUGAGGCAAACCAAACUAAUACUGUGGAACCCAAAGAGACAGUUCCUCAACGAAUGGCAAUGACAUCGAUGUCACAUAAGGAUGAACUUAAGCAAGGCCUGUUCAAAAUUAACACUGGUGCAGACUCAGGGCCUGAUUCAGUGGAACAUCAAAGAAAUAAGCUUUUUGAUGACGCUACACAGAUGGCUAAGGAAAUUGAAGUAAGGCAUCAAGUCCCAGGUUCAGUCGUCAUCUUGGAAAGUGAUAACUCAGAUAAGAAUAUCAUUAAGCGACAACAGGAGAUAAAAGCCACAACAGAAGAGAAAAGCCCCCAGGAUUUCCCAAUCAAAGAGAAUAUGAAUGAAACAGAUGAAAGCCAUGUAGAUUUUCAUGAAGCAUGUAAGACAUUUGGAGGUAAAAAGGCAUUUUCAGCUAAAAAUGCUCCUGUAAAGCCAAAAAGAGUGAAAAUUGCCCAGCCUGAAAAUAAAAACCCCAAACACAUGUCUGGAGAUAAUUCCUCAAUUUUCACACAUGUGGUUGAGGAACCAAAACCAACUCUUACUGGUCCAUCGUGCAAUAACCCAAACACCUGUGGACAAGCUGCUGACAGCAAAGACAAGCACGAAAAAGAAAUUAAACAAGAAGGCAAAGUUGAGAUGAGGGGAAAGAAAGGACGAACUGAGACAGAGGAUGAACGCCGACAGCGUCUGUCAGUUCACAUGGAUGAGAUCUUAAGAGGAAACAUAACGGCAGCCAUGGAAAUCUUUGACAACUUACGAAAGCAAGAGGAACUUCAGAGUAUUCUUAGUCGAGUUGAGGAAGUUGAACAAGAUACGAGCGAGGUUGAUGUAAGGUCUCUGAGGGGAGUCUUUGAGAACGUCCCUGACUGGGUUGUCAGCUCGAACAAAAAGAAACAAAAAAAGACGAAAGUAGAAAACAAAGAAGAGAGAUUGCCAUUAACGAGAGACAACACUGAAAGCAAGUCUUCAAUGGCACAUGUUUUUGGAGAUCUUGAGCGAGCCAGUGAAGAAAUCAUGAAUCUAAAAGAACAGACUUUAGCCAGACUUAUGGACAUAGAGGAAGCCAUAAAGAAGGCUCUUUAUUCUGUCUCUACCUUGAAAUCUGACUCAGAUAUUGCUGGUUUAUCAUGCCUGUUCAAAGAGUCAUUAGGGACAGAGCAAGGAUCCCCAUCCUUUGGUAGUAUUAGCAAAAUUAGCAUUGGUUCAAGCAGAACAAAAUCACUGCAGACACUGGAAAACCCUACAAUACAGGGAAACACAGCUCUGCCAGUUAGCCAAGGUACAAGAAUUGAAGUAGCCCCUGCAAAACAACGAGCAAGUCCACCGUCUUCACCUGCCUUCAUCUCCAUCCAGUCUGCUGCUAAAAAGACGGAUAAGAAAGAGGUGCCUCCACCAAAGACCACAAUCUGCCAGACAUGUCAGCACAGCCCAAAGACAGAAGAGAAAUUCCUGACAACUAAAACGCUGACAUGCAACAGUCCUGCUCAAAACAGAAAAAGGGAUCCCAGAAAAGCAGGUCAAAAACAAUCCUCUUACAACCCAAAACGAGAGCUCAGUGUACUCGAGGUGCAGACUGACCCUGAGGGGAACAGUAUCAUGGGCACUAAGACAGUCACAGAGAAUUAUGAGAGGACUGAUGACCUUGGGAACCGGUUUUACUCUUCCAAAACUUCCACUGUUGUCACUGCUCAGCCAGAUACUACAACAUCCACAAGUCAGGCAGUGGUCAGUCCAGCUAUGUAUCAGGUCACCAAGUACCCAGAAGUUCUGCUGCCGAUCAAUCAGAAACCUUAAAUCAUUCAAAGACUGGUGCAGUUUGUUACCUAUUAGCUAAGUGUUUUCAUAUGUUGAAUAUUAAUUUGUUAUGUAAAAAUGGACUAUGGGGAGAAAGUGGAACUACAAUUCCAGGAGGACAACCCCAGAAGCAUGUGGCAAGGUCUAACAACUUUAGAACAGAUCAUCACCAUAGUUCCCUCCAGGAUCGUCACAAACCUCAAGGACCUGGGAUUGAACCUGUGCAUGCAGAACCCAUGUGGUGAGGGUGGGCAGACACACCUCUUCCACCCUCAUCAUUGACACCGGAGCACCCCAGGGCUGUGUUUUGAGUCCCCUGCUGUAUUCUCUCUACACGCACGACUGUGUAGCCACUUUCGACUCCAACACCCUUCUUAAGUUUGCUGACGGCACAGCUUUGGAAAAGGCCUACCUGAAAGAAGUUAAGAACAUGACCCGCUGGUGUCAGGGCAACAACGUACUCAUGAAUGUCAGCAAGACUAAAAAGAUGAUAAUGGAAGAAGCAGGGAAGGAACUACGUCCCCCUUAAUAUCAACAGGUCCUCUGGAGAGGGUGGACAGUCUUGAAUUGUAAAAACCUGACAGGAUUACAUUUAACUGAAAUUUAAUUUAAUAUAAUUUCAUGUGACAAAUAAAAGUAUUUAUUGAUU